This is a messenger RNA of Alosa sapidissima (American shad), 1168 nucleotides long. RefSeq names its product proteasome 26S subunit, non-ATPase 14 (gene psmd14). Lineage: Eukaryota; Metazoa; Chordata; Actinopteri; Clupeiformes; Clupeidae. The record is from RefSeq and is a predicted model, not a curated record. Gene Ontology annotation, molecular function: metallopeptidase activity; proteasome binding; protein binding. Gene Ontology annotation, biological process: protein deubiquitination; proteasome-mediated ubiquitin-dependent protein catabolic process. The transcript has 11 exons. Gene Ontology annotation, cellular component: proteasome regulatory particle, lid subcomplex. The coding region runs from base 153 to 1085 and encodes 310 amino acids.
AACAGCUGGUCGGAAGUAAUUAUUCAUGAUCCGGAAGCACAUCGGUUAGCUAGUUGUUUUGAAUGAAUUCGGGCUGAUUCAUUGCACACGAGAAAAUAGUCGUUGUUCAGAAGGAGCUUGCCGAAUAUAUUAUACAAUAUAACAACAGAAUCAUGGACCGGCUGUUGAGACUGGGAGGUGGAAUGCCAGGGCUUGGACAGGGUCCUCCAACAGACGCACCCGCUGUUGAUACAGCAGAACAGGUGUACAUUUCAUCACUUGCCCUUCUGAAGAUGCUGAAACAUGGUCGUGCUGGUGUACCCAUGGAGGUCAUGGGUCUCAUGUUGGGGGAGUUUGUUGAUGACUACACUGUGCGUGUCAUUGAUGUGUUUGCCAUGCCCCAGUCAGGAACGGGUGUUAGUGUGGAAGCUGUGGACCCAGUCUUUCAGGCCAAGAUGUUGGACAUGCUCAAACAGACUGGAAGGCCAGAGAUGGUGGUGGGCUGGUACCACAGUCACCCUGGGUUUGGGUGCUGGUUGUCUGGCGUUGACAUAAACACACAGCAGAGCUUCGAGGCACUGUCAGAGCGAGCGGUAGCUGUGGUGGUUGACCCCAUCCAGAGCGUCAAGGGAAAGGUGGUGAUUGAUGCCUUCAGACUGAUCAAUGCCAACAUGAUGGUUCUGGGUCACGAGCCACGGCAAACCACCUCCAACCUGGGCCACCUGAACAAGCCGUCUAUUCAGGCAUUGAUUCAUGGCUUGAAUAGGCAUUACUACUCCAUUACAAUCAACUACAGAAAGAAUGAGUUGGAGCAGAAGAUGUUACUGAACCUGCAUAAAAAGAGCUGGAUGGAGGGACUGACUCUACAGGACUACAGUGAGCACUGCAAACUCAAUGAGACCAUUGUCAAGGAGAUGUUGGAGCUCGCCAAAAACUACAACAAGGCAGUAGAGGAGGAGGACAAAAUGACCCCAGAGCAGCUGGCUAUCAAGAAUGUCGGCAAACAGGAUCCCAAAAGGCAUUUGGAAGAACAUGUUGAUGUCUUGAUGACGUCCAAUAUUGUGCAGUGCUUGGCAGCCAUGUUGGAUACUGUGGUCUUUCAGUAAAUCCUUUAUCUGCCUGUCAUUAUUGUCAAAUUCCAGUUCUUGUUUUGUCUUUUUAAAAAAUAAACGUAUAUAAAAAGGGGUAA